Clunio marinus is the source of this 2843-nucleotide messenger RNA. Lineage: Eukaryota; Metazoa; Arthropoda; Insecta; Diptera; Chironomidae. The record is from the annotation of a GenBank genome assembly.
UUGAGUCAGAAGCAUCUUAUCAGUUAUUCAAUGUUUAGAGAUAAAAAGUUACAUAGACAAAACUGUUAUAGUACAUACAUGUUAUAACUUAUAAGACAACAAUUCAACUAAAUACAAGCUCAAAAAAUAAGUUUUACAAAUAAUGCGACUACCGAAAUUCUCGCUGAAACGUUGCUUCAUUUUCAUCGUCGUAUUCUGCGCUCUUUUAAUAUUCGUGAUAAAUUUGAGAGAGAAAGAACUUUGGAAUAACAAAAUUCCAGGUACAACAGCGCAUCAACAGGGCCACCGAAACUACUUACAAGAUAACAAUGUUGAAAAACCAGAAUCGUUUGAUAUUUAUGAUAGUCAACCAAUUUCCUCUCAAACAACAUCACGUCCUAAUCCAGAAGAGGUUGAAGAAAAUGAAAGUGAAGGAAAAGAAAAGAUUGAGUCAGACUACGAUGACGAUGUGUUGUCGACAAGGCCAUGGUAUUUCACUAAUGGAGAACGUUAUCCAAAACCAGCGCGAAUUAACAAGAAAACAAAGAAAAGACUGGCAAAGAUGAUUCCUAGCGAAGAUCCUCGAAGUGAUCGAAUUACAAAUCAACUCAUGUUUGUGCCUAACAAUUAUGACGAAAUACGAAGCGAAGGCAAGCUAAAAACUAUCCUGCUUUACAAUGGUCUGGGGCCGUGGAAUGUUAAACAAGGUCGAUCUCUGUUCUUAAAUGCCAAAUGUCCCGUUGAUACAUGUCAAAUCACACCAAAUCGUGAUCGCGCAAAAGAUGCUGACUUGGUUCUAUAUAAAGAUCAUUACAUACCAAGUGGAAUAUCGAAACAUUCCAGACAACUUUACAUGUUAUACUUUCUUGAAUGUCCUUAUCAUACACAGCAUAUCAAGUUUCCAGAUGUUUUUAAUUGGACUUCAACUUAUCGUCGUGAUUCAGACAUUGUGGCACCAUAUGAGAAGUGGGAAUAUUUUGAUCCACGUGUUCGACAAAUCGAACAAGAUCGCAAUUAUGCAUUGAACAAAACAAAAAAGGUGGUGACAGUCGCAUGGUUUGUCUCCAAUUGUUCUGCACGCAAUAAUCGUUUACAAUUUGCUCAUGAUCUUGGAAAAUACAUCCAAGUUGAUAUUUAUGGGGCAUGUGGUAAUUUCAAAUGCUCACGAACGACAGCAGACAAAUGUUUUGAUAUACUUGACCGUGAUUACAAAUUCUAUUUAGCAUUUGAAAAUUCAAAUUGUCGCGAUUACAUCACAGAAAAAUUCUUUGUGAAUGGUCUUUCAAGGAAUACUUUACCAAUUGUUAUGGGUGCACGACCUGAAGAUUACGAAUUAAGUUCACCACAACGAAGCUACAUUCAUGUCGAUGAAUUUGGAUCAGCUAAGGAACUUGCAGAUUAUCUUCAUCUGCUUGACAGAAACGAUGAACUUUAUAAUUCAUAUUUUAAAUGGAAAGGCACUGGGGAGUUUAUCAACACAUAUUUUUGGUGUCGUGUUUGUUCGAUGUUACACGAUGAAGACUCAAUAAGCCAACCGAAAUGGUACGAAGAUGUCAAUGACUGGUGGCGUGGCCAAGGAGUUUGCACAAAUGGCUCGUGGAGGAAAUUUCAAGCUCGAAAAGAUGUUAUGCUAGACGAAUAGUUUUUUGUUAUUAUUUUUGUUACAAUUUUAGCUUUAAGUUUCUGAAGAAAGUUUCCUUAGACAGCUAACCUUAGGGAGAUGUCUGAUCGACAUUUAAUUCACCUUUCUUUUUAGAGAGGGUUGAAAAUAUUUUUAUUAAGAACAAAGUAUUAAAAAGGUUGAGAUUCAAGGCUUUUACCAUGGAAAUCUGAUUGAGAUACUUAGAAAUCGCGCUGAGAUUUCAUUUUAUUAUCAUUUUCCUUCGUGAUUUUUAUCUCACUCUUAACUUACAAGUUUUAAAUUAUAUUUAAAAUGAUCAAAUGCACAUCUUUGAAAGUGAACACUCCCAAGGUAGUUGACAUAAAAAUUUCUCACUUUAUCUCUAAGAUAUUUAAUCUCCAAAGUAAUGCAAAGACGAUUAAAUGAGAAAAGAAAACUUAAAUCUCUAGUCAACUUACAAAUUCAAGUAUUAAAGAAAGAGAGAAAGAGAUAUAUUAAGGAAAGAAGAAGAAAAAUCAAUUAGUUUAUUUAAUAUUCAUCAGACAAUAGAUUGACAUGAAUACGCGCACAUCCGUCUCAUGACUUAAGGACGAUAAAAUUAAUUUCAUUUAAUUUCAUUUUAAAUCUGUGAUAAUUUUAUAAGUUUUUCGAUGUAUUUUAGUUCCUUGUCAUAAGAUUUAUUUUUUUGUCAGAGUUACUUACAAACAGCAUUAUACAAUAAUAACAGCACACAUGCAAGAUGAUUGUCUUUGAGGCAUUAUAAUAUUGCAUCACGACACGAAGCAGAAACGAAAAGACGAAAACAAAAAGUUAGAUAUUCAUGUUGUACAAAAAUUGAAGGUUAAAUAGCACAAAUAAUAUCUAAAUAGGGAAGAAUAUUUACUUCAUUGUUAUAUUCCUUCUUUUCGCAUUCGUCCCUUCCAUGAUUAAAAGUAAAAUAAUGUGCAUGCGAGUCGACGUUGAAGGAAUCAAGGAUAUUUAUUGAUGAAGGAAAACCUUCUCCUUCUUCUUCUUCUUCAGCUUUGUUUUCUUCUUGUUAUAAUUUUUUUUCCCUUUAUAUUUAAAAGGAUCGACUUCGAGUCGUUUUAAUGGAAUCCAUAAUUUAUAGCAGAAGGAAGAAAAGGUGAAGCAGAAGAAAAAUAUGCAUUGAGUUUUGAAAGAAUGAUUUGUCAUUGUGUAAGUGUAUUUAUAAAAGAUGUAGUGACUUAAAUAAAGCAUAAAGACAUUUGAUACAAAUCGGAGA